AUGACCUCCAUCCGAGUGACCUUGCCCACAGGUUUGCGGGCGCAGGCAAGCGCGCGUCGGAGUGCGUACAUGUUCCUGGAGAACUUGCUGCUCAACGACCCCACGCCAGAGCGCGCGGCGGCCGACGCCGCGCAGAAAGUGGUGCCUGAGGGGGAGCGCCUUUACGUGCUGCUCACCGACGCUGCGGCGGCGGACGCGUGUCGCCGCACCGUUGCGGCCAUUGGAGGGGAGGUGGAAGUGCUGACCACGGAGGACCACAACAGGAGGGUUGCCCAUGACACGUCGUGCAAAAAGGUGAUGGAGGCCAAGGAACAGAACAUGGCGACGGCGGCCCAAGCGGUGCAGUUCGGGACCGAAGUUGCUCGGUUGGCGGCCAAUGGGCAGGCCAAGCUCGCGCAGCGUCUCGCCAGCAUCGCAGCGAAGUCGACUGCAGUGACGAGCUCAGGUUUAUCGACCUCGGGCAUGAAGAAGCGGAAGCGGGAGGCCGUAGACGAGGACCGGAUUCUGAGUGAGCGCAGUGAGUUUCCGGUGCGCUUGGCCAUUCUGAGGAGGAGGAGGGAGGUGGACGAAGAGAGGCAGGAGGCCCAGCUGCAUUCGCGGACCUCUUCGUCCGGAUUGUCGGCGCGGGAUAGAUCUCUGCGCUGA
Molecule: messenger RNA, 645 nt
Organism: Prorocentrum cordatum
Lineage: Eukaryota; Dinophyceae; Prorocentrales; Prorocentraceae
Source: the annotation of a GenBank genome assembly